CCUUAAUUGGAGACACCUUUGGUUAAUGAUUGCAGUGCUGGAGUUUGAGUAUAAAACAGGCAGAUAACCAAUUCUCAUUUUACCUUCACUGUCUGUCACAAUGUCUUUCUCUGGAAAAUACCAGCUUGAGUCUCAGGAGAACUUUGAACCCUUCAUGAAGGCCAUUGGUCUCCCUGAUGAACUCAUCCAGAAAGGUAAAGACAUAAAGAGCAUCUCUGAGAUCGAGGAGACUGGCGACUCCUUCAAAGUGACAGUCACUACUGGCUCAAAGGUCUUAGUCAACAACUUCACCAUUGGAAAGGAGGCAGAGCUGGAGACCAUCACUGGAGAGAAGGUCAAGACGGUGGUUCAGCGUGAAGGCAACAAGUUGACAGUCUCCCUGAAGGGAAUCGAGUCUGUCACAGAACUGGUGGAUGGGAACACAAUUGUCAAUACUAUGACUCUUGGUGGAAUUGUGUACAAGAGGACAAGCAAACGCAUGUAAAUUUCUGCACUUGGGGUAAUAAAUGUAAAACUCAGAA
Molecule: messenger RNA, 521 nt
Organism: Siniperca chuatsi (mandarin fish)
Lineage: Eukaryota; Metazoa; Chordata; Actinopteri; Centrarchiformes; Sinipercidae
Product: fatty acid-binding protein, liver-type-like
Exons: 4
Coding region: 101-484 (127 amino acids)
Biological process (GO): fatty acid transport
Cellular component (GO): nucleus; cytosol
Molecular function (GO): fatty acid binding
Source: RefSeq, a predicted model, not a curated record